This is a messenger RNA of Mizuhopecten yessoensis (Yesso scallop), 3753 nucleotides long. RefSeq lists its product as uncharacterized. NCBI's taxonomy places the organism in Eukaryota, Metazoa, Mollusca, Bivalvia, Pectinida, Pectinidae. The record is from RefSeq and is a predicted model, not a curated record. Bases 685 to 1302 code for a protein of 205 amino acids. The transcript is spliced from 6 exons.
CAUACUUAAAUGGAUCAAUAAGCGAGUGGAUCAAUAUUCAAUUCAAUUCAUUUUUUUUUUAUUAAAGGGCAAGAGGAAGGAAUUUAAAAUCAGACAUGUUUUGUUUACAACCUAAUCAAACAUCGCCAUUAAAAAUUAUCUUAGAACAUAAACAAAAUUAAUACCAAACGUCGAUUGCCGCAUUGUAUUGUCCAUAAUUAAUUGAAACAUCUUUAAAGUCAGAACGCACACAAAAUAUCAUGACAGUAAAUAUUGUACGCAGAUAUGAAGAGCUAGCUGAUUUCUACAGAAAAUCACACAGAAAAUCACACAGAAAUCAAUUGAAAUCACCUUAAACAUAUAAACAAUUCACGGUGUUAUUUACAAAGUACCGAAAAUACAUGCUGCUAUCCUGUCGAGCAAAAAUACUAAAAACUGAGAUUGUCCGGAAUUUAUCGAUUUGAACUCCUUUUUAUCAAAUUAAGUUUCUCUGGUCGUUGUAAUGCUGCUUGCCGCUUGAUAGUUAGCCAAUCAAAGGCGUUUCUUUCUACCCAUCCCUGUUCUUUCGUCAGAUCUAUUUUUAGAAACCACGCGGCAAGCAGCAUCCGUGUUAUUAUACCGAGCAGUCAUCUUGACCGUUUAACAGCACAAAAAAGCUCAUAAACCGCAUCUCAACUGAAGGAAACGUUUAGUGUAAGGAUUGAGAUGUUUCCUUGUGGAACCAAACAUUUCGUAUAUGAUCCAAACGUGAAAUAUUGCAAAAGGAAUGGAUACACUGCUUAUUGUGAUCCAUCCAUGUGCUUAAUGGAGAAGAAUACAUGGGAACGACAGGCCUGUGGUCUCUAUUGUGGAGACAUCAAAAAAUGGACGCUUCAGCUAAAUGACACCGAAGUUGACUUCACUGGAGAAGUUAAAGCAGACGAAACUUUUCCUGUAUGGGAGACUGUAUCAGGUGUCUCCAUAUGCCUUGUGGUAAUCCUGUCUGUGGUGAUUGUAUACAUGUGGUUCAAGAACUGUAACAAGAAUCCUAGUCCUGCCAUCGUUAAUGCCAGUGCCCCUCCAGUGACAAAUGAUAAGGAUCAAGACGAAACACAUGUGCUACUCGUAGAUGGUGAAAGUUCUACGUCGGAGGCUGACAGUGCUGUAGGGUCUGAUGUAUCUCGAACAACAGUGAAUGGACCGUCUUCAUUCCAUUCAUCACCACAAAACAACCAUGUUGACCCUCACACUCAAAGAAAUGAUAAAGCCGGAUUGGCAGUUACAGGAAUAGCUCAAAACUUCGGGGCACCUUGCGGGGUCGAGACAACAGAUGAGGUUUCAUGAUAAACGCUAUAUUUUAGUUUGACGAAUUACGUUUUGAGUUAAAGUCGACAUUUCCAGGAUGAACUUGUUAAUUUACUUAAAUUCAAUCACAUCUCCAUACUGAUUAAAAGUAUGUGUGAGAAUUAUACUCUGUAUACUUGAGUAAUCAUUUCAUGCAUGGUAUGUGUCUGCUUUUGAAAGUCAAUCAAUAAGAUUGUAAUUAUAUAUCUAAGUACAUUUGUAUCUGCUGUUCAAUCAUUUCUAAUUUGAUAACUGACUUAGAGCCUCCAAGAAAGUAAACUUAUAAAACUUUUGUAGCGUUUAGCAAAGUUUGACGUUUUAAUAUUUUUGACCAAAAAAAGGUUUAUAUUACUUUCAAAUUUUCAAUUUCAUCUCGCUGCACACAUUCUGCUUCCACUAUAACUUUUUUAUCUUUUGAUUUGUCAUUCUGUAAUUGAUUGUAUUAUCCCCUUUUUUAUUUUUAUUUUGUGUUUUUUGUCAAUGCUAAGAAUAAAUGUCUUAGUAAACUUCAAAUAUACUACCAAGCUUUGAUACCUAAGAAGUAUAUACUGGAAUUACCUGUAUAUGUAUAUUUAUUACACAAAUACAACGAUUAUGCUCUGAAUAAUUCAUACAUUCAGACCCAUCAGAAGUGAACUGUUACCAAGUACAUUAGUCCGAAUUAUUCUGACGUUUUAGCGACUUUUUUCAUAUCGGUUAAUCGACGACAAACCGAUAUGAAAAAAGUCGAUAAACGUCAGAAUAAUUCGGACUACCAAGUACAUGUACAAAUACUGAUGUAUUUCAUUAACCUGAGUGUAACUCCAGUAAUGUUUUAGCAUGUUGUUUUUUCUCGUUGUAUCAGUUAUUGAAGGUUUAUGAUACUCGUAUGUUUCAUAUGGAAUCAAAUAAUAACUAGAUAAUCAUAUUGCUCUUUGGGUUAUAUUCAUAAAUAUAUAUAUAGCUUGCAAUAUCUGAAAAAUUUAACUGGCUGAUUCACUGAAAACCUGAUGUAUUUCAGCAAUAAGGGCUACAAAUGGAAUGUAUGGGAUGCAGACAUGGUGAUGACACAAGGUCCACCAAUAACAAUGAGUUAUCCUCAGGGUGGUCAUCCUUUAAUAUGUAAUGAAAUUUGUAUUGACUAAAGGGUUUGCUUCUUUGCAUUUUUUUUCUAUUUAUCAAGCCAACAAAAUACCAAGCUUUGAUAACUAGGAGUUAUACGAGACAAGAGUUAAACAAGAGUGAUUCAUAUAAAUUGUUAUACGUUGUAACUUAAUUAUUACAAAUAUUUUGUUAAAGAAAUAUAAAGUUUAUAUAUAGGAAAUUCCAGAAAAGCUAAUAUUAUCUUAGGCAGCAUCAAACAUGUAGGUAGGUUAAAACUAGCUUGUAUUGAAUAUAUACCAAAGAUAUAUCUUAUGUUUUGAUAGAUUAUAGCUCCCUACCCCCUUAAUCCACGGGCGUAUGUCUUUGUUUAAGUUUAACAAACACAAGAAUUAUUUGAAAUGGCAGGCAAAUAUAGUAAGUUUAUCAGUUUUAACCAAAACGUAUGUCGUAUAAAAGAGCUAUUCAAGUGCACGUGAUCGAAAAGGAUUUACAGGAAAAUGAUUAACGUAUGACGCAAAACAUUGUCAGUUUGACCGUUUAAAGAUCAAUUUAAAUUAUUCUAUCAUUUGACGUUUUUCAUAGGUUUGUUUAGUUUGCAAUGUAAGAUAAUAUAUAGUUAAUCAUUUUGUAGUAUUUGAGGAUUUUUAUCUCUAAUUCACCACCUGUCUCAACUUGACAAGUUUGUAACAUGCGGAAAUUAUCCAUGCAUUUCUAUAUUUAUACAUGUUUGAAAAUUUAUUAAUGUUUUUAUAUUGCUUACUAGCUCUACAAGGCUUACAAAUAAUGCAGUAAUUGAUAUUUAAUCUUUAGUCCUUUUGGAGGUGAUUUUUAUAUUUAUGAUUUUCUAUGCUUUGAUAUACUCUUUUUCUGCUUUACAUAUUCUGCAUAUAAUUUUACUGCACCAUUUAUAUUUUCAUAUUGGAGUCUGUAUGUGUAUUCCAUUUUAAACAAUGCUGAAGAUGUCCAGUAUCAUACAAGAAAUACAAGAGAAUAUGUGUCUGAAAAGGCUAUCAUAAAAAUCAAGAUAUCAUUGGUAUGUACAUCGCAUAAUUUAACUUGUGAUUUGUUUUAAAGUACAGUCAUCUUGAUUAUUACAUAAACUGUUACUUUAUACACAAACAUUAUAGUAUGUACAUUGUUUGUGUAUUAAGUAAAUCUUUUAUGUUACAUAUUUCAAAACUGAUUAAUAUUUUGAAGGUUUCAUUGUUACAUUCAAAUUGUGUAAAAACUGUAACAUGGAAAAUUAAAGAGAAAAUGCAUUUUCAUAUCAAGAUGUUACGCACAAAGUUUAAAUUUAAAUUAUUUGUAUUGUAUGUCUGAACAACUGAAAAAAUGACUUGAUUGCGUGCUUACUUUAAUAAAAAAAAA